This is a messenger RNA of Protopolystoma xenopodis, 792 nucleotides long. NCBI's taxonomy places the organism in Eukaryota, Metazoa, Platyhelminthes, Monogenea, Polystomatidea, Polystomatidae. The record is from the annotation of a GenBank genome assembly.
AUGAUGCUAAGACUGGCAGGGCUCACUGACGAUGUCGGCGAAACGUCUUUGAUUGUACCAAGUCUAAGGUCCGACUCUGAAAAUAAUCAUGCAUUCUAUGAAUUCCGGAUGAGGUGCGUUCCUAUAGAUCCUUUAUCGUAUGACCAUUACUCUGGUAUCAACCACGGCACUUUUGUUCCUCAUUCUCCUCAUAAAUCUGCCAAAACCUUCCCAGACAUGAUUCAAUAUGGAGUUCAAGAUAUUACGAGUAAGACUCCCGAUUUAAUUCAAUCGAAAUCCAUUUCCGGCAGUAAGGUUCCGCUAUCUACUACAAUUGAUUCUGUGGAUCCAAUCGCCAAAUGUACUUCAUCCGAGAUGAUCAGCCAUAUCAAAGUCGAAAACAGCCAUGAUCGGUUUAUCACAUUUUUACGUGAAUACUUGCCCACUGGAAGCCAUUUGCUGAAUCCCGAAACUGACGAUUGGCUGACCUACUUGGCUAGUGCUCAUCGGGCUGUAGUAGUUCGCCAAAAGGCCUGCAGUGUUUGGCAAUUACAUUAUUCACUUGAUCAGCCAGCACUAGAAAAAAUAGACAGCCUCCACUCCGUUACCAAGGCCGAAGUUCCAUCCAACAGAGAGUGCGUAGAGUCCAGGUCAACAAGUGUUGAAGUCUCGCAAAGUCUAAUCGGCUCAAGGACUUCGUUGCUGGUGAGCAACGGGGAUGGCAGAGGUGAUUAUCAUGAUACCGAUGUCGACAGAAAUGAUGGGAUUGAAGACUGCGCGAGAAACAAUAACUCUGGUCUAUUAAUUGUUUGA